AUGCAGCUAAGGAAGAUGCAGGAACGCGAAGAAAACUUCCAAAGGCAGCUAACGGAGAUGCAGCAACGAGAAGAAAAUUCACAAAAGCAGCUGAGGGAGAAGCAGGAACUCGAAGAAAACUCACAAAGGCAGUUGAGGGAGAUGCAGCAACGUGAAGAAAACUCACAAAGGCAGUUGAGAGAGAUGCAGGAACGUGAAGAAAACUUCCAAAGGCAGCUAACGGGGAUGCAGCAACUAGAAGAAAACUCACAAAGGCAGUUGAGGGAGAUGCAGGAACGAGAGGAAAACUUCCAAAGGCAGUUAAGAGAAAUACAGGAAAACGAAGAAAAUUCACAGAGGCACCUAACGGAGAUGCGGCAACGCGAAGAAAACUCACAAGGGCAGUUAAUAAAUUUUCAAGGACAAGUUUCAACCUUGCAAAUGGAGCUAAGGGAACAAGAACAGGAAAUAAAUGAACUAGAGUUGAGUCUUUCAUUAGCCCAGCAAACAAUAAAUGAACAGCGACGACAGGUAACACCUCACUGGGUCAUUUCCCGCAAUGAAACUCAGAUGACAGAAAACUGCUUAGGGAGGGAAGGCUGGGGAAGUGUCAAUGAAGGUACCUACUGUGGCUGUACUGUAGCAGUGAAGAAAAUCCAUGACCUGAUUUUGUCCCCUCACAAUAGGCUUUUAUUUGAAAGAGAAAUGAAUAUUGCUUCAGCUUGUCGCCAUCCCUGUUUGCUACAAUUUAUCGGCGCCACAAAUUACGAGGGAAGUCCCCUGUUUGUGACCGAGCUCAUGGAGAUGAGUCUGCGAAAUUUGCUGGAACAGCGGCAACUAUCUGGAACAGAAAUGCGCGUCAUUUCUUUGGAUGUAGCUCGCGCGCUGAACUACCUUCAUAAAAGAAGCCAUCACCAAUCAUUCACCGGGAUGUCAGCAGUGCUAAUGUGUUGCUAUGGCGACAGGGUGACCAAUGGAGAGGCAAAGUGUCAGAUUAUGGCACUGCUAAGUUCAUUCAGCACACCAUGACAGUGGCUCCUGGAGCUAUAAUUUACAGCGCACCUGAAGCACUUACACCAAACCAAACAGUCAAGGUUGGUCAUCAUUGAUUUCAGGUCCCAGUUUUUUAAAUAAGCCUACAUAUAAUACCGUGUGACUGUAUAGCGGAGGGAGUGAGAGUUUGAGCUAACUUUUUUUGAGGUGAGAUGUAAGUCAACCAGAAAGUUCUUUUACGUUUAUGGGACUCUUCAGAUGAUAUCGUCUUUGGGGCAUUAAAGCAAGAAAGCUGGAUCAACAAGAAAGAGGAGUAUCAAAACUUUCUCAAACGUAAACUCAAUUUCUUUGGCUUUUUUUCUCUCGUUAGGUCGAUGUUUACAGCUUUGGUGUUUUAUUGUGCGAAAUGUGCAUCCGGGAACUUCCAAAUCCUGAAAAUAGAAACGAGCAAGUUUUGCUGAUUACGAGCCGCGUGUUAAGAGGCCUGGUACGACGCUGCCUGCAGACAGAUCCUGGCGUGAGACCAACCAUGCAGGAGAUCAUCAAUGAUUUACAUAGAGCUGUUUAAUUUCUAUCAGUUAUUUUUUCACUCAGCCGAGCGCGAUAUAACUUACCUGCGUCGCAGACGCUCUAAACUUUCUGUUUAUUAUACAAUGGUUUAGACGAGUGUGUGCCGACUGAAACGCAGGCUAGAUAUAACAAAAUUGUAACAAAUUCAUCGCGGAAGUCGUGUCCAAUCGUCCAUCGUGACAAAGUAGUUUACAAAAGUGUUACUAGAAGAAAAUUAUUCAGGUUUUUUGUAAUGAUGCCCAAAAGCCAUGAUACAGCUGUAUAUGUUGUGGUUCAGUUUUAUUCUUGGUUUAAAUUUUAUUUCCUUUUUUCAAAAAUCAUUAUCAUAUGUUACCAUACUCCAAAAUAAAGGGGAUAAUUUUGAACCAAGGAUAGAAUCAAGCCACAACCGGGUAAUAGCAAGUAAGUGCUUUUUAGGAUUAGCAAUGUCAAACAAGUUCUUCGGGUCUGAGAGAAGAUCGCUGAGAUAUCAGUCUAUAUCUACAGCUUGCUUUCUAUUUGAUGGUUAGAUAAGGAUCUUUUUGUUAACACCACUGAGAAUUUGACUAAAGAACAGUAAAAAUAAAUAGCUUUAUUUCUACAUAUGCAAUACGUCACUUAUAAAAUAUGUUUUUUCCUUAAUUUAGAUAUUUCUUUCUUCUGAAAAAGGUAAUACACACGAAGUAACGUAGUUAAUGUUGAUUAAAGGUAUGGCUAGACUGAUGUCGCAUAUAGAACAUACGCGUAGUAGUUAGCAAUACGCCCUUUGCAGCUAGCCAUUCACGUGGUACAAAACCGCCACGCUGGAGAGCAAAAGUCGCACUGGGACAAGACAAACAAAAGACAUACAUAAUUUGAAAUGGUAAUUUUCUUUGUUUGUCUUGUCCCAGUGCGACUUUUGCUCUCCAGCAACGGCGGUUUUGUACCACUUGAAUGGCUAGCUGCAAAAGGCCUAUUAUGGUAUACUCGAGUAGUAAUUUGUACUGAUUUGAGUUCCCCAUGCCGGUAAUAGGUAACUUUCUCAUAAAGCAGGGUUUACUUUAAUUACAAUGCUACUUACUUAUGCAGUAGGUUGUAGACGUGAAAUUGACUAACUUGACUGAGGAUACCGUAGAUGUGUCGCUUAUGAAAAGUCAGUUUAGGGUUAAAUCUGUUGUGUGGUAAAGCCCAUUAAGGGAUUUAUAAUUAAACUUUCCUCUAUAAUUUGAGUUUCCUAUCCAGUAGGUAACUUACUAAUAAAUGCAUAUAUAAUUACCUUCUUAUAAAGUAGGUCAUGCUCAUGAAAUAGACAAUGCUGAAUAGACAAAACCGACCACUAUCACGAAAAAGACCGGAAAUUGCGGAUGCUUCGGCGCUCGUCGUCGUCCCGAGAAUUACGAAAAACGAACCUCAGAAGACGAAUAGGGUUAGAAACAUUAUGCUUGAAAAAUUUGAGCAUUAUGCUUUUGAGCGUCAACUCGAAAGCAUUCUCACACUCAUUAA
Porites lobata is the source of this 3003-nucleotide messenger RNA. The record is from the annotation of a GenBank genome assembly. NCBI's taxonomy places the organism in Eukaryota, Metazoa, Cnidaria, Anthozoa, Scleractinia, Poritidae.